AUGGCGGGGCUCCAGGAGCCGGGCGGCGGCGACGCAUCGGGAGCGGGGGCGGGGGACGAUCCCUGGGUGUGGGAGAAAAAAAAAGCGGCGGGCGUGGCCAAGGCUAAGGCGCCCGCGGGUGACAGGCUGGUUUACUUCGAUCCCCAAAUCAUCUUGCCUCCGGCGGACAAGCGCAGCGCGCCUGGAGGGGAGACGGCGGAGGAGCAAAGGCGGUACAACAACCGCUGGAUGUUUACGCCUGCCACGGUGCUGUCGGCCGUUGACCCCGAGCCAGGAGUGGUGCUCAUCCGAACCAGAGACUCGGCGGUCCACAGGGCGAAUGGAGCGGAGCUGGAGACAGUCAACCCGCAGGCGUUGGAAGGCGUGCCUGACGCCAUGAACGUUUCGAACCUCACGCAGGCCUCGCUGCUGCAUACCGUCCGGGAGCGGUACAACCGUGACGAGGUCUACACCCGUGUGGGGCCGGUUUUGAUGUCGGUGAACCCGUACAAGUGGAUAGUGGGGCUCUACGCCGAGGACGCGAUGCUGAGCUACCACGGAAAGGCUGCCAUGGUUGAGGCGGGAGAGCUCGCCCCGCAUCUGUUCGGCGUGGCCGAUCACGCCUACUCGGAGCUGGUGAAGGGGCACUUGGAAGCCGAGUCCGAGACUAAGGAGGACGUGCGCGCCAGGAAGGCUAGGGCCUCAAACCAGUCCAUCAUCAUCAGCGGGGAGAGUGGGUCGGGCAAGACAGAGGCGACGAAGAUCAUCAUGCAGUACCUAGCCAGGAUCACGUCGGGUGAAGCGGUGGGGGCGUCCGGUGCCGGCGAGGCAUCUGAUGCGUGCAGAGACUCUCGAGCAGCCAGCGAGGCCAUCAUGCUGCACGUGGGGGACUUGGAGAGCAGGGUGCUGAGCUGCAACCCCCUCUUGGAGAGCUUCGGCAACGCCGUGACCCUCAAGAACGAUAACUCGUCGCGCUUCGGGAAGUUCAUCAAGAUCCAGUUCGACAAGAAGGGGAGGAUAAGGGGGGCACAGAUCCAAAACUAUCUCUUGGAAAAGACGAGGAUCGUGGCCCAGGCAAAAAGAGAGCGGAGCUACCACAUCUUCUACCAGCUGCUGGCGGGGUCGUCCGGUGCCCUUAAGAAGGAGCUCAAGCUGGACAACGGAGUGGCCGGCUUCCAGUGCCUCAAGGGAUCCAGCAUCAAAGGGGAGGACGCGCCUGACUUUCACCGCACUACGGAGUGCCUGAAGAAGAUUGGCGUGCAGCCAGUCAGCAUGGACGGGGAGCACGGGCAAGACGCCAUCUUCAGGCUGAUCGCGGCCAUUAUGCACCUCCUCAACGUCGGCUUCGAGUCAGUCCACGUCAACGAGGGCGAGGCUUGUGAGAUCCGGGACAGCACGAGGCCCUCGUUGGCGUUCGCCGCUGAGCUGCUGGGAGUGGAGGCGGAUCGGCUGGAAAAAGCGGCGGUCUCCAAGACCAUGGCGGUGCGCAGCUCGAACACGAUGAUGCUGCAGACGGUGGAGCAGGCCCAUGAUAAGGUGGCCGCCCUGGGCAAGGCUCUCUACAGCCAGCUCUUCCUCUGGCUCGUGGCCAAGCUCAACACCACCAUAUCAGCACCCCAGAGCGACGUGUGGGGCUUCAUCGGCGUGCUGGACAUCUACGGCUUCGAGAAGUUCAACACCAACAGCCUCGAGCAGCUGCUCAUCAACUACGCCAACGAGCACCUCCAGCGCCACUUCAACCAGCAUAUGUUCGAGGUGGAGCAAGUCGACUACGACAACGAGCAGAUCGACUGGAGCUACAUCACCUUCAACGACAACAAGGCGUGUCUGGAGCUUAUCGACGGCAAGGGCGGCCUCUUCUCCUGCCUAGACGACAUACAGAGGUUUGAAGGGAAAGAGGCCAACCUCAAGUUCCUCAGCAGCUUCAAGCAGAAACACGGCCCUCCCGCUGGCGGCGGCGGCGGCGGCGGCGGCGCAAACCUGAGGGGAAAUAUGGCCAAGUCCGGGUCUACGUACGGCUCCAUUUCCUCUCCAGUCACGAGGCGGAACUCUGUCGGCCACCCGCACUUCGUGUCGCCGCGGUUCGACCCCGACAUCUCCUUCGGAAUAAAGCACUACGCCGGCGACGUGUUCUACAACGUGGCCAAGUUCAACCAAAAGAACAGGGAGAACCUCACGGCGGACAUGAAGGAGCUCAUGGCGUCCUCCACCAGUGCUCUCGUCGUCGAUGUAUUCAAAGCCGGCGAGCAAGAUGGUCAGAACGACGACGACGACGACGAAGACGCCUUCGAAGCGCCCACACGCGGUCGGGGCGGGGCCGGCGGACGCACCAUCCGCUCCAAGAGCAUCGGCAUCCAGUUCAAGGAGAGCCUCGCCGAGCUCAUGGCCACCAUCGCCAUCACUCACCCCAGGUACAUCCGAUGCGUCAAGCCCAACCCGGACAAGCAAAGCGGUAGGUUCGACGGCGAGGACGUUCUGCUUCAGCUGCAAUACUCGGGGACCAUGGAGACCAUCCGCAUCCGCCAGCAGGGCUACGCCCUUCGCGAGCUGAAGGACGACUUCCUCAAGAAGUACAAGGUGCUGCAGCCCGACGCCGAGGACCUGGAGGCCCUCGUGGCCUACCUGAGCAGCAUGCUGGGCGCUUCCCACCGCGACUGGCAGAUCGGGACGUCCAAGGUUUUCCUCCGCACGUCCAUGUCGGACAAGCUCAACCUCAUGGUGGACCUUCGGAAGAAGUGCGCCACCCGCGUCAUCCAGCGCUGGGUGGUCAACACCAGGCGAAGGAGUGUUGUGCGUACCACGCUGCAGCCGUUCUUGAAGUCGUCGGUGAAGCUGAUGAAGUACCUUCGAGCCGCGGCUUACUUCCGGAACCUGCUCGAAGAGAGGCGGGCGGCGACUUCGAUGGCGCGGUGGUACCGUCUGUCCAGGGACCGUAAGCGGUUCGUGUCCAUGAGGGAUGCCGAGAAGGUGGUCAAGUCCGCGAUGAGAGUGAGGUACUUCGUGACCCAGCUGGCCGUGAGAAAGGAGUUCGCCGGCAGUUCAGUGAGCGAGAUCGAAGCGGCUAUCGAGACCCUCGUGGAGAAGGAGAAGGCGCUCAGAGACAAAAAGGAUUUCUUGGCCUGCCUACCCGUAGCGUCCCGGCUGCACCACCUGAGGAUCGUGGCCACCUCCAUGAAGGAGCGCGACGAGAGGCGCAAGGAGCUAGCUGCCGGCGGUAACGGGGGCGGUGCGAUCGGGGCAGACGGCGGCCCCGCUCGGCAAGAGGUGGAGGUGCGUCUGAUGGAGGCCGGGUGGAGGAUGGCCGACGCAGAGGCGGAACAGAACUACGCGGUGUGCACGCGGCUGCAGAGGGAGAUCAAGAACCUCGAGGCGCAGCGUGAGCAGAAUCCCACGCUGGCGGAGCUGAAAGAGAAGGAGGAGAAGACCAAAGCCGAGAUCGACGAGGCGGCCGCCAACACCGACUACGCGAAGGCGGGGCAGUUGCAGACGGAGCUGGUGUCGAUGGAGGAGAAGAUCAAGGUGAUCGAAGAGGUAGUGGAGGCCGAAAAGGCCCGGAGCGCCUUGAAGGACUUGUCGCAGAAGGAGCUCGAGGACAAGAUUCACACCACCACCGACGAACUCGAAGCCGCCAAGGCCGCGAAGGACUUCGCCAAGUGCAUCGACCUGCAGGCACGGCUGUCCGAGAUGCAAGCCGCCGCGGAAGCCUUGCCGACGAUGGAGCAGGUGGAGAGGGAGGUCAUAUCGGCGGAGGCGGAGAUGGCGGCGGCGAAGGCCAGGAAGGAUUACCGCCGGGCCGCGGAACUUUCCUUCAAGCUUCCGGCGAUUCUGGACCGGCACAGCGCCGUGGCGUCCGCGAUCCGGAAGGCGAUGAACCGGAAGCAGCUUGCCGAGGAAGUCCAGCGUCUGGAGGGGGAGAUGCGCUUGGCGAAGGCUGAGAAGAGGUUCUCUCAGUGCUCUUUGCUGCAGAGGAGCCUGACCGAGAUGCAGAUCUUAACCGACGGGCUUCCUAGCGUUCGCGAGAUCGAGGAGGAAAUCAGCGAUGUCCGUGUCAAGAUGGACACUGCCGUGUCCGAGAAGAACUACGCCGACGCCGAGAAGUUCCGGGUAAGGCUUACCGAGCUCGCGGAGGAGAAGGCUCUAGCAUCCGAGAAGGAGCAGCACUCCAAUUCCAGCCCUCAAGACCCAGUGGCCAAGGCGAGGGCGCGGCUGUCUGCGUCGUCAAGGGACCUAAACUUCAACUCCGAACGGGCGGGGCUGGGGGCAUCGGCGGCAGGGGGGACUGUGAUUGACUCUCGAAGCUCGGGAAGUCUUUCUCCUCCCACACCCGCCCCACCGGCCGACCCGAGUUCGGGAGAAAGGAGCUUCACUUCGCCAAAGGCCGUGAAGGUGAAGCAAGCUCCCGCCAUCCUGUCGCCCGCGAGGGCCACCCCCGUCGCCGCUCGCGUGGCUACCGCCAGGCAGGCUCCGGCAUCGGUCACGAAAACAGGAGAUGACGUCACCGUGUCCAAGCUCAGGCCCAAGCCGGCCGUUACCGUACCGGAAGGCAUGUCCGUGACGGAGGUGUGCAAGGUCAUGGCGAACGCGAGGAACGACGCAGCCCUCCUCACCGGGGCCGGCGGUGGCAUGACCGGCAUCAUUACGGCCAUCGACUGCAUUCGGCGGGUGGUUGCGGUUAGCGUGGACCCCAACUCGACCGCCGCGAGCGAGGUGAUGACUCCCAACCCUACGACGGUACUAUCCGAAGACAGUGCCAUGGAAGCGCUGAGCAUCAUGCUGGGGAGACACUUCAGACACCUUCCGGUGCGGACCCCCCGGGGCGACGUUACCGGCAUCCUGGACAUCGCCAAGUGCCUGUACGACGCUGUGUCUCGCCUGCAGCGCACCGCGAAGCGGAAGUCCGUGGACAGCGGCGAGGCCGACGAGGCGGAGAUGUCGAUGCUGGCCGAGCUCGGGAAGGGGAAGGGCAAGAAGAGCAAGGCCGCCAUGCAGGCGUUGUUGGCGAAGAUGUUCGCGGACGACCCCGAAGGGGGGACGGGGGUCUCCCUCUCCCUAGCGGAGUUGCUCAAGCUCAAGGGGGAGCCGCAGCUGGUGUUCGCCGAUGACAGCGCGAGGGGUGCCGGCAAGGCCAUCGCGCGGGGCCGCAAGGCGGUGCUGGUGGUUGACAACGGUGGCCUCGCGGGCAUCUUUACGGAAAAAGACAUGCUGAACCGCGUGCUGUCGAAGGGGAUUAAUCCCGAUGAGGUUUCGGUUGAAGAUGUCAUGACGCCCAACCCUGACACGGUUUCGUCGACCAUGACCGUCCUAGAGGCCUUGCAAGAGAUGCACGAGAACAAGUACCUGCACCUGCCGGUGGUGGAUGAGGACAGCGGUAACGUGCUGGGGGUGGUGAGCGUCAUGGAGAUCAUUCAGGCCACGGCGGGCGAGGAGGGAAGCACGGGAUGGCAAGCGUUGUUCGGGUCGGGGCUGGACGCGACAGGGGACGGUUUCUCCGACACGUCUUCCCAAGCGAGCAUGGGCAGCAUCGGCACUCGAGCAUCGGCUAGGGUGGGAGUGGGCAGGGGCAAGACCAGCCCCCGCGUGGCGAUGACCCCGUCCGCAGCGUCCUCCGUGAGAGGCAAGGAGCCGCCCAAGAAGACCGAUAGUCGACCGGUGUCGAUGCUCAAGCCUAAGCCACCGCUGUGCCUGCCGAGCACCGUAAGCGUGUUGGAGGUGGCCAAGAAGAUGGCUGACGUCCGCACCGAUGCUGCGAUACUCCUGGACAACAAGGGCCAUCUGGAGGGCAUCAUCAGCGAUCAAGACGUUGCGAGGCGGGUGGUAGCGAACAGACUGGACCCGUCUUCGACAACGGUGAGCGAGGUGAUGACGCCCCACCCGACCAUCGUCCACAUGGCGGACAGCGCCAUGGAAUGCCUGGGCAUCAUGAUCGAGAAGCGAUUCAGACAUCUGCCGGUGAUCGAUGGCGAGGGAAACGUGACUGGUCUUCUCAGCAUCGCCAAGUGCCUGUACGACGCCAUCCAAAGGCUCAAGAAGAAGGCUGCAAGGGCCGAGAACAGCGGCGGUGGCGGUGGCGGCGGCAACGCCAACCUAGCCGCGUCGGUUCUCCAGAUGGCCAACGCCGGGAAGGGCAAGGGCAAGAACAAGACGAGGGACCUCCAGGCCGCCCUGGCGAUGCUGCUGGCCAACUCCUCAGACGAGGCCGAAGCGAACCAUUCCCUCAGAGAAAUACUGUCGGAGCAAACGACAUCUUUCGUGGACGGGCGAGACUCAAUCACGGCUGCCGCUGCCGCCAUCGCCAAGGGCAGAAAGGCGGUGCUGGUUCUCGACCAGGGGCGACUCGCGGGAAUAUUGACCCCGAAGGACGUGCUGAUGAGGGUUGUGGCCAAGGAGCUCGACCCAGACCGUACCCCUGUGUCCUCCAUCAUGACCCCGAACCCAGACACGGUGCCCCCGGAGAUGACGGCCGUCGAGGCUCUCGGAGAGAUGCACGAGAACAAAUACCUGCACCUACCGGUGGUCGACCUCGAUGUGGGUACCGUGGUGGGGGUGGUGAACGUGAUGGAGAUUCUGCGGGCCACCGCUGGGGACAAGGGCAGUUCGAGCUGGGAGGCCUUGUUCGGGUCUGCCAUGGACGCCGGCGAUGACGUGUCCGACUCAGCCUCCAUGUACAGCAUGGACAGGAGCGUCAUGUCCGCCAGGCAGAGAGGAGGUCCUGGACUUCCGAGGGCAGCAGCGGCGGGGUCGGUGGCUGCGGCAGAGUCUGUCAAGCACGAAGACCACCACCGGCCUGUGUCGAGCCUCAAGCCUAAGCCCCCUCUGUGCCUCUCAGUCGACCUCACCGUCGCCCAGGUGGCCAAGAGGAUGGCAGAGAUCCGAACAGACGCAGCCAUCCUUCUCGGGCAAAUGGGGGACAUGAAGGGCGUGCUCACCGACCACGACAUCGCCAGGAAAGUAGUUGGCCGGUCGCUGGACCCUAGCCGCACCCCGGUGUCUUCGGUCAUGACGCCCGACCCCAUCUGGGUGACCACUACGGACAACGCCAUGGACGCCUUGGAGACGAUGCUCGAGACUCACUCCAGACACCUGCCGGUGGUCAGCGAGGAGGGUGCUGUGUCCGGCAUGCUCAACAUCGCCAAGUGCCUCUACGACGCCAUCCGCAGGCUGGAGAAGAGGGCCCUCAGGGCCGAGGAGGAAGGGGGAGGAGGCUUGUCGGGGGAGAAGCAGGAACUCGCCGCCUCGCUGAUCAAGAUGCACAGCAUGAAGGCAGGCAAGAAGAAUGGCAAGAACACUCUGGCGGCAAUGACAAUGCUGCUGCAGGGGCUAUCUGACGGAGAAGAGGACCCCACGCUGGAAGACAUCCUGUCGGAGCAAACGGGAGAGUUUGCAGAGGAGGGGGACAGCGUGGCUGCCUGCGGGAAGGCCAUCUCCAGGAGCAAGAAGGCGGUGCUGGUGUUGCGCAACGGCCGACUUGCGGGCAUCGUCACACCCAAGGACUUGCUCAUGCGGGUGGUGGCCAAGGGCCUAGACCCCGACGCUACUCCGGUGUCUGCCGUGAUGACCCCUAACCCAGAUGCGGUCCCGCCAGCGAUGACGGUCAUCGAGGCUCUCAGAGAGAUGCACGAGAACAAAUACCUGCACCUACCGGUGGUGGACGAAGACAGCGGUAACGUGCUGGGGGUGGUGAGCGUGAUGGAGAUCAUCCACGCCACUGCCGGCGACAAGGGGAGCGACAGGUGGGAGGCAUUUUUCGGGGACGCGAUGGACGCCGCCGACGACGUGUCCGACUCGGCCUCCAUGUUCAGCGCGGAAGAGAAGAUGAGCAUGAGGUCCGCCAAGCCUGGUGCCAAGACGGGGGCGCCCGCACCCCCGAGAAGCAACAAGAAGGUGUCGUGCUUGAAGCCGAAACGACCAGUCAUCAUGUCUUCCGAUGGGUCUGUCCUGGAAGUGGCUACGGAGAUGUCCCUCAAGAGAACAGACGCCGCACUGCUCACCAAGCGCGGCCGUGUCGUUGGCAUCGUCACAGAUCACGACUUGACAAGGCGCGUGAUCGCGUUGGACAUGCCCCCGGACCGAACGCCUGUGCGAGACAUCAUGACGGCUGAACCCGCCAUGGUCUCGAUGGACGAGAGCGCCAUGGAGGCCCUGGGGCUCAUGAUCCAGAACAAGACCAGACACCUGCCGGUGAUGGACGCACAAGGAAAGAUCGGCGGUCUUCUGGACAUCGCCAAGUGCCUGUACGACGCCGUUAGUCGGCUCGAACAUGCCGCCAAGAAGAAGGCGUUGGAGGAGGGUGACGGGGACGGCGAGGUUGGCAGCGGCAGCACUGUCAUGAUCGGGGCGGUGAUGGAGGCGGCGAAGGCCAUGAAGGGGAAGGCCUCCCCGAAAAACCAGCAAGCGCUGCAGGAGCUGAUGAUGCUCGCGAUGACGGGGUCAGAGACGGAGAGGGAGGGCACCAACCAGACCUUGGCGGAUGUGCUCGCCAGCAAGGACAAGCCCGAGUUCGUUAGGCCCAGGCACACGGUGCGGGAGGCUGCUUCGGUCAUCGCGUCGCAAAAGAAGGCCGUGCUGGUCGUGGAGGAAGGGGAGCUGGCGGGUAUCUUCACCCCCAAGGACAUGAUGAACAGGGUCAUCACCAAGAAACUCAACCCGGGCACGACGGCAGUGUUUUCGGUCAUGACCCCUAACCCUGAUGGGGCAGACCCGUCCAUGACCGUCGUUGAGGCCUUGCAACAGAUGUGCGAGAACCGUUACCUGCACCUGCCUGUGGUGGACGAGCGCUCGGGUGCUGUACUCGGCGUCGUUGACGUGAUGGAAAUCGUCCAGGCCACCGUGGGGCAGGAGGGGAGCUCAGGGUGGGAGGCGUUCUUCGGGUCAGCGAUGGACGCCGCGGACGACAUGUCCGACACCAUGUCCGAAACAUCCCUCAUCUCCAAGAGAUCCAUGCACUCCACCAUGCGACGCGCGCCUGGCACCCCCCGCGGGCCUGGCAUGGGGGGGGCUCCCCCUUCCACCAGCGGGAAGCGGCCCGGCAGCAUGCGGGGGGGGGGCAGCGCUCGGGGCGGCGGGGAGGAUGCCAUGUCGGACGCCUCGAGGGACAUGGGAGGCUUGCUUGAGGGCUGGGACGAGAAGUUCGUGUACAAGGUGAAUGACGACGAGGGGAACCUGUACAAGUUCAAGGCCUCCGCGGAGCGCCUGGACAGGGUCCUGCAGGCCGUCUCCGAGAAGCUCAAGAUGCCCAAGGAUGCCAUCCUUCUCAAGUACCAGGACGAUGACGGGGAUGACAUCGUGCUCAGCGGGGACGACAGCCUCCUGGAGGCCGUGGACAUGGCGCGGGCGUCGAGCAAGCCGGCACUGGUGCUGGUUGCCACCCUUAAGCUGCACACGCUGGAUGAACACGACGAUGAGCAUGCGGAAGAGUCGGCAGCAGCAGCCAUGAGCAGGGCGCUGGGGGCACACUCGAGCACCACCGCGAUAGGAAUUGCGGCUGUGGCGGUGGUCUCUGUCGUUGCGAUCUUCAUGAGCAGAGGGAGGAAGUAACUGGCUCUUUUUUUGUCUGUUUUUGUGCUGUCUGGAUCGUGGAUCUUGUGCUUUUUAUUUUAUACCUCGUCCUAGGUCGCCGGCUGUUUGUGUUGCCGAUUUAUCACAGGGCAUUUUCUCGUCAUUUCUUUGUGUUUUGAUUCGAUCGGUUGGUGUUGUUUUGAAGAACGGGCGAAUCCUUUGCUGGUCGUCAGUACAUACCUUUUCGCUGGCAAUUUUCAUGGAGUUGCUCAAAGCCCGAAGGCAACAUCGUAACCACGAGUUGAUGUCGUUCUUUAGCUAAAGGCUCCAUCCAGACGUGGAUAACGUUGCGAUAGCUCGGCGUUAUUUACGCCGGUAGACGUAUUUGCUAGACUUGCCGAAGCACAGCGGUACUCUUGAGUCCGUAGCAGCAGCUGAUGCCUUCCAUGCUAGUAGGCGGCAUCAGCUGAAGGACGAGUGCCUGCCGGGCGUUCGAAAGGUCAAGUUUUCAUGUUUUCACGAACAAAUCCAGCCAAUCCUGGGGUAGCUCUGUCUUUGCAUUGGUAGUCAUCCUGCCGAGCGGGUAGACCUGAGAGGGUGCGUACCCCUCACGGUUUGUUGCUUCAUUUGUUUCUUAAGUUUCUUGAUUUUCCCUAUUUUGGUAGAUACACACGGGGUUGUUGAUUCGAAUGGAGGCUACGGCUACGCACGGAAACAACGCAGGUGUAGCGCCACCAGUUUUGAUAUUGUUUUUUGCACUAAGCUCGUCUUUUCUUUUCCGUUGGCUUCAAACAGCCGCAUUUUGGUUAUAAUAAGUUUUUUUUUUGCGGGGAGUUGGGGGUAGGUCGUAGAGACGUGUCCCAAGUUCUCUUGUCUUGGCAAUACUUGAGCGUUUCUUCGCACCCGACCUUGCAGUACCACUGCAAGUACAUGCGUGUGCAUGCGUGCAGCUCUCUGGCUUCACUGCUGGUGUGACUCUGUCAAGUGUUUUCUACC
Molecule: messenger RNA, 10470 nt
Organism: Ectocarpus siliculosus
Lineage: Eukaryota; Phaeophyceae; Ectocarpales; Ectocarpaceae
Source: the annotation of a GenBank genome assembly